CUCUAUAUAUACUCACUUAAAUCUCCCCCCAAAUCAUCAAUCACCAACAACAACAAAGAGGAUACACAUAGCUAGAGUUGCAUAUACAAAAUGAAUAGAUUCUGCCCCAUAGUUUCUUUUCUUUUAAUGUUUACUCUUAUUUUAACAAGUUGCAUAUCUUCUGAAGCGCAAAAGUGUCAUCCAAGCGGUAGAAUCAGAGGAAAGAAAGCUCCAUCAGGACAAUGCAACCAAGAGAAUGACUCCGAUUGUUGUGUUCGUGGAAAACUGUACACAACUUAUGAAUGUUCACCGUCUGUGUCUACUCAUACUAAAGCUUAUCUCACACUUAACAGCUUUGAGAAAGGUGGAGAUGGAGGUGGCCCUUCAGCAUGUGACAAUCAAUAUCAUUCUGAUGAUACACCUGUUGUUGCACUUUCUACAGGGUGGUUCAACCACAGGAGCAGGUGUCUGAAUAAGAUUACUAUAAGUGCUAAUGGAAGAAGUGUGGUGGCCAAGGUGGUUGAUGAGUGUGACUCCACAAAGGGAUGUGAUGAAGAACAUGAUUACCAACCUCCUUGCCCAAACAACAUUGUGGAUGCUUCCAAGGCUGUGUGGGAAGCUUUAGGUGUGCCAAAAAAUCAAUGGGGUGGUCUUGACAUUACUUGGUCAGAUUGUCGUCCAAACGGUAGAAUUAGAGGAAAGAAAGCUCCAUCUGGACAAUGCAACAAAGAGAAUGACUCUGAUUGUUGUGUCCGAGGAAAAAUGUACACAACUUAUGAGUGUUCACCGUCUGUGUCCACUCAUACUAAAGCUUAUCUCACACUUAAUAGCUUUGAGAAAGGUGGAGAUGGAGGUGGCCCUUCAGCAUGUGAUAAUCAGUACCAUUCUGAUGACACUCCAGUUGUUGCACUUUCCACCGGAUGGUUCAACGACAAGAGCAGAUGUUUGAACAAGAUUACUAUCACUGGUAAUGGAAAAAGUGUUGAGGCCAUGGUUGUUGAUGAGUGUGACUCUACAAUGGGGUGUGAUGAAGAACAUGAUUACCAACCUCCAUGUCCAAACAACAUUGUGGAUGCUUCCAAGGCUGUGUGGAAAGCUUUAGGUGUGUCUAAAGAUCAAUGGGGUGGCCUUGACAUUACUUGGUCAGAUGCUUGAUUGUAAAAGAUGAAAUAUAUGUUUGAGUUUUUGUGGCGUAAUACUUACUAGUAUUUGAUGUUGUGUACUUGAAUUACUCAUCUUAUGUGUAUAUUAUGUAUAUGUUGUUACAAGUAAGACCUCUGUUAUAAAUUAAGAGUUUUUUACAUUUCCCAUGGUUUUUAAAACUUGAA
Molecule: messenger RNA, 1307 nt
Organism: Vicia villosa (hairy vetch)
Lineage: Eukaryota; Viridiplantae; Streptophyta; Magnoliopsida; Fabales; Fabaceae
Exons: 2
Coding region: 91-1134 (347 amino acids)
Source: RefSeq, a predicted model, not a curated record